This is a messenger RNA of Exaiptasia diaphana, 3691 nucleotides long. RefSeq names its product oxysterol-binding protein-related protein 1. The record is from RefSeq and is a predicted model, not a curated record. Gene Ontology annotation, cellular component: ciliary inversin compartment. Gene Ontology annotation, biological process: protein localization to ciliary inversin compartment. NCBI's taxonomy places the organism in Eukaryota, Metazoa, Cnidaria, Anthozoa, Actiniaria, Aiptasiidae. Gene Ontology annotation, molecular function: lipid binding; protein binding. Bases 146 to 2245 code for a protein of 699 amino acids. The transcript has 22 exons.
CACUAGAAUCUUACUGUGGGUUUGUUCACAUUUGGGAAGAAACAUCAAGGAGCUGUCAUUAUUUUUCUACUUAUUCUCUUAUAUUUAGACAAAAUGACCCACUUUUGGAUAUAGGAGUUCGUCAUGAGUCUAUCGAGGGACAGAAAUGUCAAGUAGCAAAAAAGACGAGCGCGAAGAGAGGUUGCUGCAAGCAUCGAGACGCGGAGAAUUGGACACUGUGUUGAAGCUGAUCAAAAGUCGAUCUGAUGGCACUCAAAUAGAUAUCAAUUGUAAAGGCAAAUCCAAAGCCAAUAAUGGAUGGACACCACUUCUCUUAGCUUCUUAUUUUGGAAACAAAGAAGUUGCAGAAGCCUUAAUCAAGGCUGGAGCUGAUGUUUCUGUACGUAAUGGAAUGGGAAACACUUCCCUACAUUUGGCAUCAUUUACAGGAAGAACUGCAGUGGUAUUGUUACUUCUGCAAAACAAAGCCAGUGUUACUGACAUKAAUGGAGAGGGGAAAACACCAAGUCAAGUUGCUAAUAAAGAGGAAGUGAAACAGCUUAUUGUAGCUGCUGAGCAAAGUAUGAGAUUAGAACUGGAAAAACAACUCCUUGCAGCAGUUGCUGACGGCAACAGUUCUGAAUUAAAACGCUUGGUUGCGCUUCCACAUGCACCAGACAUAAACUGUAAGGACCCUAUAGGCAARACACCUCUUCAUUGUGCAGCUUACAGAGGUCAUAAAGAGAUAGCUGUUAUGUUGCUACAACAUGGUGCUGAUACAUCCAUUAAGAACAAUACUGGACAAACACCCUUACAGCURGCUAAGGAUUUGAAAAUGAAAAAACUCUUGGAUGUACAACCACUUCAGUCGAUCCAUAAAGUUGUUACCAGACACGAAGGAAUGUUGCUUAGGAGAUCAAGAUUUUUUGGAUGGAGGAAAUACUGGGUUGUUCUUGAAAGAGGAAUUUUAUCGUACUAUAACAAAAGGGCAGACGCUGUAUCGGGACACAAAAGACAAGGAUUUAAGUAUUUGGACCAUGCCAAAUUUUCGGUCCCAAAAGAAGAAAAACAUAAGAUUAAAAUCGAGUAUUCAGACAAUACUCAACAUAUAUUUAGUAUUGGAUCAAAUGAAGCAGCUCCGCAAGUACUUCGACAGCGUUGGCUGAACUCAUUACGUGAACACUGUGCGUACAGCACACACUAUACAACAUGCCCCACGUUACUCUUUGAUGAAAGUGAUGAAAACUUUGUACCAGUUGGAAAUGUCCAGGACUCUUUUAAGGUAGGACAAAAAAAGCGACAAGUAGCAAUGGCUACUUCACUUAUCAGUACAUUCAGUGAAAUCACUGCCAACAAGUCACAAAGUAAAGCAUCAAUGAAUAUGAUUCAAAUCAAGACAAAGCUUGACGAGAUAGUGACUUCGUCUAAAGACAUGUGUAAUGUGUUGUCUCAUUGUUUGGACAUGCUCAUGCAGCAAGAAGAGGUCAGGAAARUGCACAUGGAGGAAGAGGUAGAGAAAAGACGUGUACUAGAAGAUGCUCUUCACGUGUUGGCUACCGAACACCACGCCCUAGAGUGCUCUAUAGGAAUGAAUGAGCGUAUUCACCACGCUAGCAAACUCUCCCUUCUCAGCGACAACGACGAAUUCUUCGAUGCAGUUUCGGACCUCGCUAUAGCUUCGUGUCCCGACGACUUCAAAUCGGACAGCGACGAUGAUGACGGCGACAUUUACAUCCCUAUCGAACCCAAUACCGAACCAAAUCUCAUCGAACCAUCGAUCGUUAUCAACGAAUCUGUAGUAACAUUACCAAAGUCUUCUUCAUCUGAACUUAAGCACAGUAGCUCUGAAAAUAUUUUAACKCGAAGCAGUUCGGAUAAUACAUUGACACCAACAAAAAAAGAUAGCAUCGCCAAGGCUGACACCAUACAAAAAUCCAAGUCGGAGACGAUGUACAACUUUACAAACUAUGCUGUGCAGCUAAACGAGCUCCUUCCCGGGCAAGAUAAGCAGUUACCGCCAACAGACUCCAGGUUACGACCCGAUUGUCGCGCGCUAGAAAAUGGUGACUUAGAGAUGGCAACGGAAGAAAAAAUUCGCUUAGAAGAAAAACAACGAGCAACUCGACGAGACAGACAAAGGAAAAYUACAGAAUGGAAACCAUUGUGGUUUAAAGAAGAAAUCAACCCUUAUACGGGUCAGCAUGACUGGCUAUUCACRGGGAAGUACUGGGAUCGAGAUUAUUCCUCCUGCCCCGAUAUUUUCUAAAAAUUAUACAAAUCCAAAAUAUACCCGAGUUCCAGGGAUGUUAUUUUUGCCUUUUUCAUGGUACAAAUAUAUAAUCGCCGUGGCACCGGGGAAAAUUUAAAUACGAUAAUAAUCAUCAAAUAGAGUGGAACCUAGACACACAAAGCCUCUGUAGUACGAUCACCURGUUAAUACGGGCAAGAGCCGGUUUAGUGAGAGUYAUCACAACCAUUCUUAUGKAYCCGAGCUCGGAUCUAUACAUUUAGAAAGCACUUUCUGUUGUAUGGACAGUUUUGUAUUUCGGAUAGAGGUCGGUUUAGUGAGUCUGAAUAGCGCUAUCCACAAAUAUAUAGUACAGAUUCCUUCAUAUUAGAUCCUUGCGAAUCAAUUUUACAUGCAUUAUUUAUGAAUUAUUAGGAAAAGUACAUAUAAACAGUUCCMCAACUGCUAAGUUAGUAAAUCCAUGAAAUGCUAAAGAUCGGUGCUUAUUUUACAAUUGACGCGACAAUCCGUGAAAAAAACUAAAUGUUUAUUGAGGCCGUGUUUAAUAAAAAGGUUGCUUGUAUCUUGACAUGCGUCUGAGUYCAUUCGAGUUUAGCUCGCAAAGCAUCUAUAGAUUGAUAGAUCCAAUACAUUGAAUCGCUGAGAUCGUUUGAACGGCUAUUUGAAGCCAGAUACAAAGAAACGUUUUUGUAUUCAAAAACAUCCUGAUAAGUGCCCUGUAUAAGUAGGGGUAAAGCCUYUUAUUUGGUGUAGGAAGUAGAUCUUAAUGUCUUAUUUUUCUGCAGUGAACUAACAUAACUAUCUAAGCCAGUGUCCGUGCCAUGUGGGACUUUUGUUUCCCUGUAGUUCAAGUUUUUCACAUUAUGACACGGAAUCCGGAGCGUUCAGAUUCCGGAUUCCAAUCUCCUUGAUUCCGGAUUCCAAUCUCCUUGAUUCCGGAUUCCAUGAAAAAUGUCACAAGGACUCUAAAAUGCAAAGCAUCCUAACCUUCUCUCAUAAUGACUCAUUAGCAAUUAGGAAACAUUUGAAGUCACUAAUUUGGAUCCUGAACCUUUUACUGACUUCAUUACUUACGAUUUGUAAUGCAUUGUGCGUCAGUUUCAAGAGAAAACAAAGAGAGAGCCCAUAUUUUCUGUCCCAAACAUUUUCUACAAUGCAUUGCGUAUACGGUAUAUAUAUGAAGUAAAAGGUUCAGGGUGUAUCUGGAUUCUGGAUUUCUCUUAUUCUGUCGGCUUCCGUUGUCGCAACCUCCCAAUGCCAGGGUCAAAAUUUUGUCAGAUUUGGUACACCAGAUUUUUGAGUUGUGAGGGACUUAAUAUAGUUGCCCCCAAUCCUUUUCUACCAUAGGGUGACCAUAAUUAUAGUAUAUCUUCCAGCGAUGUAUCAUCGGAAUGAAUWGUUAUCCAGGGUAAUGAUACCUUUAGCGGGAAGUAAUAGAAUUAAAUGAAUUUUUUUUUAUUAUAA